CAGAAUGAAGAGUUACACGGUAGCAGUUAUUGCCCUGUUGGGACUGAGUGCCGUUCUCGGAGCCCGUCCAAAGUCGGAACAAGUUCUGGAAGAAGUCGACAAACUCCGACCACGCUACCAAGAGAUUCAGGACUACGUAAUUCACACCAUUAGUGAUACCCGGUUGGAAAGUUCGGAAAAGCUCGGAAAAUUCAAUUCCGAUAUUUUGCUAGUAAAAACCACAUUUGUACUCGAUGCCAUCAAGAAGGAGAACGCUUUGCUAUACCAAGUGGAAAACCAACCAUCAACAGUAGACCAGAGCUGCCUCUCUUUCGUGAAGAUCUUGAGUGAAUCUGUUAUUAACUUGGCAGGCACUGGGUUCUCUAGCUGCAUCGCUGAAACGAGCGAUAUUUUGGAUGCCAAAAUUAACGACUUCUAUUCUGCGCUGCAACAAGAUGAAAAGGACUACGUUGGACUCGGUUUGCUGAAUGUGUUCAAGGGCGAGAACAUCUUCCACAAUCCUGAUGCUAUUCUUGCCAAACUGCAAGCGAGAGCACUUGAUUUGGAGGGUUAUCCAACCUACUUGAAGGACGAUUUGGGAAAACUUAUUGAUUCUUUGAGCGGUGAUCUGGAAGCCUUACAAUUGCACUACAUUGUGUGUAUGACCGACAGCGAGCAAAGAUUGCGAGACGGAUUCAUCUUGGCAUACAGUCACUUGGAGUUGACUUGCAAAGCUGUUACGGUUCCAGCAGCAAACGUUCCAGAGAUUGAUGUGGUAGAGCCAAGCGAACCGCAGAGCUUGGAAGUGUCGUGGCCAAACACCGAAGCCGUUAGGCGACUUCGUGAACGAUUUGGACUGUAAAAUUGCAGUUCUUGAAUUCUUACUAUACUGAAAAUAAAGAUAUUAUUUUUUAAUUGCAAAUAAAA
Molecule: messenger RNA, 906 nt
Organism: Armigeres subalbatus
Lineage: Eukaryota; Metazoa; Arthropoda; Insecta; Diptera; Culicidae
Exons: 2
Coding region: 5-841 (278 amino acids)
Source: RefSeq, a predicted model, not a curated record